GUCUAUAUCCCCAAGUCUUCCAUGUCAAUUUUCCAAGUCAACUGACGUGUUUACCAUCUCCAUACCCAUAUAUUGUAGAGGGGUAAUAAUGAAAGAGAAUUACUAACCUUCUUGGUGGUUCUUUCCUUUCAAUUGGUUCAUGGCUGCUUUCUCUUUGAUUCUUCUCUUUGCACUCUUUCUCUCUCUUUUUCCCUUUAUCAAGGGUUGUCCACCCCCUUUUCCCUGUGGAAGAGUCGGUCCAAUCAGUUACCCUUUCACGAGCAAAUUUGGAUUUGAUGCGGGAUGCGGUCUCUUUGUAAUGGAUGAUUGCGAUAAAGAAAUUCCGAAGAUCAAGUUUGAUAGGGGACCUGGAAAUUGGUAUCAAGUCGAAAGCAUCUCCCCAUAUGAAGAAAAUGGGAUCCAGUUACCGAGAGACAUUUCGUUUGACAUGCUUAUCAGUAAAAACUUUUCGUUUGACAUAAAGCUCCAGAAUCAGUUGAGUUCCAAUAAAUGUGAGUCCUUCAACAAUCUGAGUCUUCCCACUCUCACAUACGCUUCUUUUCAAAUUGACUCCAGUCUAACAACCAUAUACAAAUGCAACCACUCUGUAGAUUUUCCAGAACCUUCUUUUAAUUUUAUUAGUUAUACAAAGUGCCACGACUUCAAAAUCUAUUACCCUAAGAAGGAUAAUGCAAGGAUACCGAGGCCUCUGCGUAACUGCUCAAUUGUGCAGCUCCCACUAAACACAAACAAUGAUCAUGACGACAUAUUCCGAAUGUUAGCUGCUAAAUUCUCUCUUAAUGUAAGCAUACGGCUUGAUUGUUACCACUGUUAUUUACGUGGUGGAGAAUGUAAAACCAACAAUGGAACAGAGAAAUGCAUCCAGCCACUUCCUCCUCCAGAAAGACACAAAGUUAAAUGCUGUCUCCCAGGUAUCGGAUGUGCUACUUUCACUGCGAUAAUUUUGAUGGCCAUCAUAACUUUCUUCUGGCAUCGAUAUAAAAAACGAAAAAAUGAUUCCUCGAACCUUCUCCCAAGAAACACUUCUGCUGAUCUAUUCUCAAAAUCAGAUAGGGAAGGGAGCAAUAUCUUCUAUGGGGUCUCCGUCUUCUCUUACACUGAACUUGAAGAAGCCACUAAUAACUUUGCUUCUGAGAAUGAACUAGGAGAUGGAGGUUUUGGAACUGUACACUAUGGCAUGCUUCGAGAUGGGCGUGAAGUUGCAGUCAAGCGCCUACGUGAGCGCAACUACCACAAGGUUCAGCAAUUCCUUAAUGAGAUUGAAAUCUUGACACGCAUGCGCCACAAAAAUUUAGUGUCCCUCUAUGGGUGCACUUCACGCCGCAGCCGUGAGCUCCUCCUUGUGUACGAAUACAUUCCUAAUGGGACUGUUGCUGAUCAUCUCCAUGGUGAUCAAGCCAGUUCUAGCCCGCUCACCUGGCCUAUUCGAAUGAGGAUUGCCAUAGAAACAGCUGAUGCACUGGCUUACCUCCAUGCUUCUGAUGUCAUUCAUCGAGAUGUGAAGACCAACAACAUUCUCCUUGACAACUAUUUCUCUGUCAAAGUUGCAGAUUUUGGCCUUUCUAGAUUGUUCCCAAAUGAUGUCACUCACGUCUCAACUGCCCCACAGGGGACUCCUGGCUACCUUGACCCUGAAUAUUUCCAAUGUUACCAGCUAACUGAUAAGAGUGAUGUCUAUAGCUUUGGUGUUGUCCUUGUUGAACUCUUAUCAUCCAUGCCUGCUGUUGACAUAACUAGACAGCGGGGUGAGAUUAAUUUGGCUAAGUUAGCAGUAAGCAAGAUCCAAAGAUCUGCUUUUGAUGAGUUGAUUGACCCCUGUCUUGGGUAUCAGUCAGAUGAGGAAGUUAAAAGAAUGACAACCAGUGUUGCAGAAUUAGCUUUUCUGUGUUUGCAGCAAGAUAGUGAAUUGAGACCUCCUAUGGAUGAGGUGUUGGAGGAACUAAAGAGAAUUGACAGCCCACAAGAAGAGUCACAUUUUCUAAAGGAAAACUAUGAUAAUGCCUGAACCACUGACAUCACCUCCACAUUACAGUGAGUUUGUAUUGCUGAAGAGUAUCCUAUCCUCUCUUUCACCAGAUCUCAUAACUAAUAAAUCUGUUGAUGCUCAUAGUUAGAUGCUUGGGACUAGGGUGUACGACUUGUUUUUCUCAUUUGCUUGUCUGUCUUUUGUUGUUCUUAGAAACUAGCAUUUAAUUCGUAGCAUUAGUGAACUGAAAUUAAGUUUUUGAGUAUGUAAAUAAAUAUAGUUAUUUAUUCUCUUUACUAAUGUUUAUAUUUUAUUUAGAGGGUAUUUGGCUU
Hevea brasiliensis (rubber tree) is the source of this 2298-nucleotide messenger RNA. RefSeq names its product LEAF RUST 10 DISEASE-RESISTANCE LOCUS RECEPTOR-LIKE PROTEIN KINASE-like 1.1. Bases 140 to 2005 code for a protein of 621 amino acids. Lineage: Eukaryota; Viridiplantae; Streptophyta; Magnoliopsida; Malpighiales; Euphorbiaceae. The record is from RefSeq and is a predicted model, not a curated record. Gene Ontology annotation, molecular function: ATP binding; protein kinase activity. Gene Ontology annotation, biological process: protein phosphorylation. The transcript has 3 exons.